Molecule: messenger RNA, 951 nt
Organism: Suillus subaureus
Lineage: Eukaryota; Fungi; Basidiomycota; Agaricomycetes; Boletales; Suillaceae
Exons: 3
Coding region: 149-901 (250 amino acids)
Source: RefSeq, a predicted model, not a curated record
GCCGUGACAGGUGGUGCUUAUCCCUCCCGAACGUACGGUAACUAUCACCGUUCCUCUUCCCGCCGUCCCCGUAAUCUCGCACCCUCUUUGGGGAGCGCGAGCGCGCUCUUUGGUCGCCUUUGGUCGCCUUUCCACCGCUCUCACCGGAAUGUCAAUGAUGCGACCGAACUCCAGCAACGCCCAAGGCGGUCCAUCUUCUCUCGUGGUCCUCGUAUCGUCAAAGUUGCUGCAGUCCGUGACAGGGAGGUCAUAUUUACUGCUCCGACGCCACCACAAAAAACACAGCAGCAAACCCAAUCGCACGCCCAGAGUUCGUCCACGACACAGCCUGCUCCAUGUACUGCUGAUCCUGCUCCACCACAUCCAAGAUAUGCGCAUCCACUACCCGUCCGAUUGUUGGCUCAUUUCGUGCUUUUUCUCUGCUGCGCAUCUCCUCAACAUGCCAAUGGAGGUGCACAACAGCAAGGCCAACCACAAGGUCAAGCCCAGGGUCAGGUAUCAUCGUCGCAGAUUCAGCCUGCUGCCCCCUCGACAUCCACGACCCCUCCUGCUCCUGCUCCUGCUCCUACUACUACCGCAUCAGGUGCAGCGACCGUGCAGUCACGACCUCUUCCAUUGCGAGCUCGCUUCGUGCUGUUUCUUUGCUGUGCAUCUCCCCCGCACGCCGAUAAUCAUUAAUAUAGGUACACAACUAUUUUUUAGUUCUUCUGUACUCGUAUCUCUUUCUUCACAUCACGGUGAUAAUGGUUUGUUUUUCUGCACAGCCCAUUCUCCGUCCAGAUCUUCAUUCCAUAAUUCAAUCGAACGCUCAACACUGGCUCAAUACACCCCGACAAUGAACCUCUUUAAAUCCACGAAACAGAUCAAGAAAAGACCACGAUUUCAAUUCACUGGGGAAUGAGCGCGUAUGGACUGCUUGCUGAAUAAUAUGAUUGAGUCCAGGACUUGGUG